This is a messenger RNA of Hirsutella rhossiliensis, 1704 nucleotides long. RefSeq lists its product as uncharacterized. Bases 1 to 1704 code for a protein of 567 amino acids. NCBI's taxonomy places the organism in Eukaryota, Fungi, Ascomycota, Sordariomycetes, Hypocreales, Ophiocordycipitaceae. The record is from RefSeq and is a predicted model, not a curated record. The transcript has 2 exons.
AUGACCCACGGUGUCGAGCCCGGCACGUGGGCACCGUCGUCGACGCUCAACGGCGGCGGCGGCACGAGCUCGCCGCCGUUGAACCCCGAAAUCGUCCAUAACCACUAUUACGCGGCAGAUCAAACGGCCGUCCCGUGGUACCGCCGGCGAAAGUUUCACUUUUGGCUUGCCGUCUUGGUGCUCGUCAUAAUUGUGGUCGCCUCGGCUGUGAUUCUUGGCGUCGUCCUCAAGUUGGAGCUGGGCAAGAGGCGUGCGCAGAGCUCCGAGGAAAACACCGCUGGUGCUGGCACUCCCUCCCCGAGCCCGACUCAUGAGGGGACGACGCAACUGUCGUCGACGUUUUCUUCUUUGCCGAAGCUGCAGACGUCCUCGUCGAGCAGUGGCAGCUCGGUGACAUCCUCAUUGACGUCCUCGGGAUCCAGCUCCGGGCCUAUGUCGACUGACUCGGCGUCACGAUUAAACGAGACCGUUAUGGGAAUCGUGUCUUCUUUUCUCGCGACUUUCACGGAACAGAAAUUGCUCAGCUCAUCGUCGUCCUCGUCGUCCUCGUCGUCCUCGUCGUCCUCGUCGUCUUCGUCGUCCGUACCUAGCAGCAUCUCUUCGUCCACGUCGACGGUCUCCCUUCCAUCGUCAUCUUCCUCAACCUCGACAAGCGUGCAGCCAGCUAAGACGGCGGCCGAGAUCUUCACACUUUCCGAAAGCUCUCAGCUUGCCUCGGCGUACUUCAAGAGCGACGCGUCGGAGCUGCACCGCAGAGUUCUGGUCUGGCAGGACGACAAGAACGACCUCAUUGCCACGGAGUGGUCCGUCGGUCGCAGAGUGCACUACCGCAUCCGAGAUCAAGCCGAGUCUCGCCUACCCGAGGCAAAGCUCGGAACGCCGCUGGCAAUGACGGUCAGCAGCUCUGGCGUCAUUCAUGUCUUCUUCCUAGAUACCCAGGGCGCCCUUUCGCACAUUUUUGAGGAGACCAAGGGAGAGUGGAGGAGGAGCAUGCUCACGAAGAACAACGGUCCCAUCGUUGCCUCGUCAUCCUCGCCAUUGUCGGCUGUUUGGCACCGGGGCAGCGUGGGCAGGGAACUGCUCGGCGUCGCCUACGCAAGCUCCCAGAAGCUGCGCCUGGCAAUGACCGACAAGCCCGACGAGGAUAGCACGUGGCAGGUUGUGGAGGUGGCGUCUCUGCCGGACCCGGUCCCUGGAAUGACAGAAACGCCCUUGUUUUCGGUGGCCGGAGACUGGGGGAAGCUAUCCAGCGGGGUGCUGAUGGCAGUGCUGGUCGAGGAUGGACUCUUUGCCUGGGAAUGUUCGCUCGACCUUUGGCCACCGCCCAAGGCCAAGGCGCCCUGCCAUCAGCUCAACGACACGUUUCAAGACGAAAGGGGACGAAACAUGGGCUUCGCGCCGCCCCCGCGCCAGCUGGGCUGGAUCAAGCUGGCGGGCGCCGACGCCGACUACGACUUCAGCCUGGUCAGCCUCGACGCCGAGGGCCGCUUCGUCGACGAGAACCGCAUCAGGGCCGGCGCGCGGGGCAGGAAGGCCGGGCGCGGGCUCGACACCAAGAUGGCGGCGCGGACGAUUGCGACGACGGACGAGGGCGUGUUGUUUGCGGCGGCCGGCGACGACGUGUACAUUUACAGGCUGGACACGGAGGACUGGACGUGGCGGGCGCAGGGGUCGUUGAUGCCUACGCGUGGGGGUGAGCGUUGA